Trichosurus vulpecula (common brushtail) is the source of this 2373-nucleotide messenger RNA. RefSeq names its product nitric oxide synthase interacting protein (gene NOSIP). Bases 766 to 1695 code for a protein of 309 amino acids. The transcript has 8 exons. NCBI's taxonomy places the organism in Eukaryota, Metazoa, Chordata, Mammalia, Diprotodontia, Phalangeridae. Gene Ontology annotation, cellular component: nucleus. Gene Ontology annotation, molecular function: ubiquitin protein ligase activity. The record is from RefSeq and is a predicted model, not a curated record.
GGACUGUUGCUGAGCUGCGGUGAGAGCUGCGUUCUCAAGCCCUUGUGUUCGUGCUUGGAGAUCCCGGGCAGAGGAUGACCCGUCAUGGGAAGAACUGCACUGCAGGUGCUGUGUACACGUAUCAUGAGAAGAAAAAAGACACUGCGGCCUCAGGCUAUGGAACUCAGAAUGUGCGACUGAGUCGGGACGCGGUCAAGGACUUUGACUGUUGCUGCCUCUCGCUGCAGCCCUGCCAAGACCCUGUGGUCACGUGAGCUGGGGAAGGGUUGGGUCCUUGGUCCUUGUCUCCAUCCCCAUUCCGUUCCUGCCACCAAGCCCAGCACCCCACACAGUGGGCACUUAAGACAAACACAUUCAGCUCCAACUACUUCUUCCACUCCUCUUUUGCCCAGGCCAUUCUCCAUGCCUAGAAUGUACUUCCUCCUUGGCCUGGACCUGCCCUUUAGGUGCUUACAUUCUAGUGGGGCAUGCAGCAUGGUGAAGGGUCAACAGAGACGGGCAGAGUGGGUUUGCAGCAGGGGCAGGGAUGGCAAACAGCUAAAGAAAUCAGAAGACCUCUUGGAGUAGGUGGCCUUUGAGUUCAGCCUUGUAAGGAGGGAGCUGGAUGCUUGGGUCCAGGUUGAUGGGGAGCAGGGAGGGGCUCCAGACUCUAGGAGGAAGCUCUCCUGGCCCUGGACCCCCCAGCGUGCCCAUGCUGCUCCUGUGCUCCCCAGGCUAUGGGCCCUCAUCUCUCUGUUAGAUUGCAGGCUCACUGAGGCCCUCCUUAUGUUGUAUCUGGUGGGUGUUCCCUGCACAUGGCAUAUAACAAGUUCAGUCAGUGUUGGGUGUAUGGGGGGUACACACACACACACACACACACAAGCUCUGGAGCAUCUCUGCAUGUGCCCUGGUCUUUAUGUGGCUGCUGGGUCUCCAGGAGCAUCUCCUAUUUCUGUGGUGACACCGUCCACCCUUGUGCCUUGCAGCCCUGACGGCUUCCUGUAUGAGCGUGAAGCAAUUCUGGAGUAUAUCCUGCAUCAGAAGCGCGAGAUUGCCCGGCAGAUGAAGGCAUAUGAAAAGCAGCGAGGUGCCCAGCAGGAGGAGCGGCGGGAGCUGAGCCGGGCAGCUGCCCAGGACCAGCUUCGGGGCUUUCUGGAGAAGGAGGCAGCCAUCGUCAGCCGGCCCCUCAACCCUUUCACCCCUCGCCCGGGGGCCAGCUCAGGAGAGCCUCAGCCAGGACCCACCUCAGGCCCUGAGGCUGGGGACAAGGAGAAGGCAAAGGAGUUACCCAGUUUCUGGAUCCCAUCACUGACGCCUGAAGCUAAGGCCACCAAGCUAGAGAAGCCGUCGCGCAUCGUGACAUGCCCGAUGUCAGGGAAGCCCUUGCGCCUGUUGGACCUCACGCCUGUCCACUUCACACCUGUGGAUGGCUCCGUGGACAGGGUGGGACUGAUCACUCGGAGUGAGCGCUAUGUCUGCGCGGUAACACGGGACAGCCUGAGCAACUCUACCCCCUGUGCCGUCCUGCGGCCUUCGGGGGCUGUGGUGACUGUGGAGUGUGUGGAGCGUCUGAUCCGCAAAGACAUGGUGGACCCCAUCAGCGGGCUCCCACUAACGGACAAGGACAUCAUCCUGCUGCAGAGGGGCGGCACUGGCUUUGCCGGUUCUGGGGUACAGCUGGAGGCGAAGAAGUCUCGCCCUGUAAUGCAGGCCUGAAGGGGCCCAGUAGGGGAGGGGGGAGGGGGGAGGGACUGGUUCUGGAUGGAACAAAUGGGUGAUAAACGUGUUGGCCUCUGGUUCCCUGGCACCCAGACAUCCCGCUGCCUGCCCAGCUCUGGGCCCCACCCCCACCCCACCCCUGCAAAAUAGGUCAAACUACAAGAACUUGAGGCCUCAGCUUUUAUUGUAAACCCCUCCCCCUCCCACCCAUCCUCUGUGGUCAGAAUGUGGGUUUUGAGGCCUGGAGGGAAGGGCUAAGGAAAAUCAGUCCUUCCUGCUAGGUUGGGGCUCAGAUUGUCUACACUCUUGUGUUUGGGGGCCCCAGUGGUGAUCCGAAUGCUGCAGGCCAGGCCUGCUUGUGACCAGGAAAAGCUUGGGGAAUUUGGGCCCCCACAUAUGCCCAGAAAGGGUCCAGAGAGGAAAUGUAUCCAGGGGAUCCACAGAAGAUGCUCAGAGCCUCCAGUUAGGACUCCCAGGCCCUAGGGCUAUGAAGAUGGGCCCCCAAGUUCUCUACCAGGAAUCCUGGGGCUCCUUAGCUUGGGUGGCUAGGAACGGGACAGGUUCAAGCAGAGUUGUGGCUCACCCUGGACCUGGCCCAUAUCCCUUUGCAUGUUUAGUGCCUAGCCUAGUGCUUGGCACACAGUCACUGUUUAAUAAAUGAGGUUUUGUUGACUA